ACGGGACACAAUUUAAUGUAGUCAGCAGAAAUAAGUAACCGGGCAGGAGUUAGGAAAUGGUAUAUUCAAGACCUUAAAAAAUAGGGCAAUGCUGCAGGCACUGGCUUUAAUAUUUUAUAUAGCAGUAAUAAAUUAUUGCUUAGAAGUUGGAAACCAGCAGAAAGCAGCAGAAGGAUUAAACUUGAGCUAGAUCUCCAGUUCCUAAAAAUUAGCACUAUGACUGAUGGAGACUAUGAUUAUCUGAUCAAGCUCCUGGCCCUUGGAGACUCUGGGGUUGGAAAAACAACGUUCCUGUACAGAUACACCGAUAACAAAUUUAAUCCAAAAUUCAUCACGACAGUAGGGAUAGAUUUUCGGGAAAAGCGAGUGGUAUACAACAGCAGAGGACCAAAUGGAUCUCCAGGAAAAGCCUUCAAAGUCCAUCUCCAGCUUUGGGACACAGCUGGACAGGAAAGAUUUCGAAGUCUGACCACAGCGUUUUUCAGAGAUGCUAUGGGCUUCUUACUAAUGUUUGAUCUCACCAGUCAACAGAGCUUCUUAAAUGUCAGAAAUUGGAUGAGUCAGCUGCAAGCCAAUGCAUAUUGCGAGAAUCCAGAUAUAGUCUUAAUUGGUAAUAAAGCUGAUUUAUCAGACCAAAGGGAGGUAAAUGAAAGGCAAGCAAAAGAUCUGGCAGACAAAUAUGGCAUACCGUACUUUGAAACAAGUGCUGCUACCGGACAGAACGUGGAGAAGGCUGUGGACAUGCUUCUGGACUUGAUAAUGAAGCGUAUGGAGCAGUGCGUGGACAAGACACAGGUCUCCGACACAGCCAACGGAGGCAGCUCGGGAAAGCUAGAUUCGGCAAAACCGGAGGAGAAAAAGUGUGCCUGCUAAACAUCACCUCUAAACUGUGAGAACCAAUGAAAAUAUUUCAUCAGAAUAUGGCUGACCUACCACCAAAUUCAAACCAGCUCUCUUGAGCCAUGCACAGAAGCAAAGUUACAUUGUUUUAUUGGAUUGUGCAUUUUUCUCCAAAGAACUGGUUUAAAAUGAAAAGCUGUGUUUCAGUGAGGCUCUUGUGCUGAAAUGAUUCUUCCUGAUACAGUGCCAUCUUCAUGGAAAACUCUCCCAUGUCUCUUCCCCACUCCUUUUCCCCUAGCCCUCAUCUCUAUUUUUUUGUGUGAUCAGGAUACUGAAUAGAGGAAAGUAGCUUUAUUUUUUAAAAAAAAAGAGGGAAAGAACCUAUUAUCUGCAUACACUGGAUAUUGAAAUUAAAAUGGAGGUGGGUGGUUUUCUAGGUCUGUGCCAUUUUUCCACCGAAUCCUGUUUCUUUAUAAUUCUUAAUCUGCAUCAGGGACCAUGUGUUUUCUAAGGCAGAGAUACAAAAGAUUUUAUGUGGCCUAUUAAGAAAAACUUUAUCACUUGCACAGAGUAAGCAAUGCUGUGAAUCCGUCCUGAGUGAAUCACUGAGAUGGGGGGGGGGGGGGGGGGGUGUUGUGUGUGUGUAUUUUGGGUUUGGGGGGAGGAAGUAGGGCAUUGAAUUUGAAAAAAAAAAAAUUAUCAGGGAAUUGUGCAGCAUUGCUUGUGUUGCCAAUAAUCCAAGCAGGGAUUGGAGCGUUAUGAGAAAAAGUAUGGAGAGGGAUUCUGAUGCUGCAGGGACAGUUUAUAAAGAAGAGAGUAUAAUGUAUGGGAGCAGAGAUAAACUAUAUUUUAUGAAACAACUUCUUACCGUUAGCAAAAAAUACUCUCCCCUCCUCAACUUAAGGAAACUAUCCAUUUUCUUCUUUUUCUCUGGGUAACUGUAUAUCGCAGGUAGGACACAGGAAAGAACUUGUGGCUGUUUGCACUGCCUUAGAAAGGAACUGUAAACUCUGCUGUGCUGAGCAAGCCUCUAAGUUACCGCUACAGCUUUGUUGGGUCCUCUGUGCACUUAGGUUUUCAAAAGAGGACAGCUUUCUCAUAUUCUUAAAUUGUCUGCAAGAGGGCAAAGUGGAAAAAAGCAAUGUGGGGACUUGGAAUGACAGGAGUCCAGAAUAUGUGACUGACUAGAUAGAAGUGUGUUGCAGAAGUUUGCAGGUACCUCAGCACAGAGGGUAGAAGUUGCUCUGUUAGUGUGCUGCAGUGGAAGGGUGCAAUGCAAAAGAUCUCUUCUACGGGUGAAAGCAAGUUCUAGUGAAAUAGCAAGUUGCUUAUCACAAGCAAAGACAAAUACAGGAAAAAAAUAAAGAAAAAUACUAUAUUUAUAAGUAUAGAUCCUUUUCUAAACCAAGUUACAGUAUAUUUAUUAGUCUACCCUGUCCUUUUUUGUAGAGUAACUGUUCUGUUUUUAUACAGGUGGUAGUUAAAGGUCUAUUUGUGUUUAUUGUGCUUUAAGCUACUUCAAAAUCAUUUGGGGGCAUGCAGAUGGGGGGGGGGGAAGAUCUCUUUACAAGUCAAGCUUGAUUGGUUGGGUUGGCAGGAUUGCAGACUUUCAUGUAUUUAAAUGUUUUCAGCUUUGAUUGAUUCAAAAUUGCAAACUUUGUGAAUAGCAAGCUCAUAAAAUGUUUCAGUGCUUCCCAGAAAUGGAGAAUUUACCAGAUUCACUGCUGAAAAAAUAAGUUUUUUCUGCCCAGCUCCUAAAACAAUGUUUACUUGAUGAUUUGGCAUGUUAACAGGGCAGAUGGUACAUCCGUAGCAGCAGACCCAUUGGGUGAGUAACCAAAUAGCUGUGAUUACCAUGCCAGAAAUCUGAUUUGCAGACUGUAAAGAUUAUAUAAGUGAUAGACUAUACCUAAAGGCUAUAUAUAGUGUAUACUAUACAACCAGGUAUAAUGCAGGUCCUUUUAUAGGCUAUAAAAAAAAAAGCCCUAACACCUCAAGAGGUGGAAAAGCUGUUGUGGUAGUCAAUAGGUGAUUUCCCAGGCAGAAAAUGUAAGUAGACUGAUAACAAGCAGGCUGAUACUCAGAUAGGUUCCUCAGUUACCUGAGAUACCUAGACUGGAAGUUCAGGGUUUUCUUUGAAGUGAAGUUGUAUUGCUUUUUAGUAUGUAGCAUAAAAUGUAAACAUAAUUUAAAAAAAAAAAAGUAAUAUGUCUUGAAUUCCUGAAAAUUAUGAUCUGAGGAGCUCCUUGUCUCCCUUUCAAAGAAAUCUCCCAUUUUGCAGCAUCAGAUUUUUGUCUGUUGAACAGGAGUGAAAGAAGUUGCUAAGAAUGGUAAAUUACUGACAGUCAACCAAAGCGUCUUUCCCAGAGCAGCUGAAGUAUAGCUUGUCUAAAAGCUGUUACAAAGCUAAAAGUGACUUCAGUAGCAGACAGAUGAUUCAUACAAAGGUGUGUAAAAUCCCAAACCUGGCACUGUUUCAAAGCACCUUGAUGAAGCUCAGUUGCUUCUAUUUCUCUCUCCACCUGCUGAAACUAGCACUUUUAAAAUAAUUAAAAAAAGAAAAAAAAAAUACAGCAGUGUUACCCAGAACGGUGUGGUCUAGAGGAAGGCAUCGCCUAACCCUGCCAGUGAGCUUCAGUGACUGUGAAUUGUCAGAGCUGGCAGUCCGUUACCAGGGUGCUCUGUUCCAUAAGGAUACAGUCUCUGAAACUCUCCAGUGCCAAUGCAGCGAGCGCGUGGCCAGCCCUCGCAGCCCAGUGUCGCUGGAGGGGUCCGUUUAGGAGCGAAAGGGAAAUGACUGUAGUAAAAAUUCCAUUGCUUAGUUUGUAUUUAUAUACUUGCUAAUAUAAGAAACUGAUUAUUAUUCUGUGUUUUUAAAAAAAAAAAAAAAAAUCUAUGAGUGCACUUGAAACUGUUAUCCCAAAAGGGUUUUGCCAUCAAAACUUUGGAGGAAAGGAAGAGAAGUUUAAACAUGUUUCCUUUCCUGGUAGGUGGUAUAGUAGAUCUCAGUUAUUAAUUUAAGAAAAGGGGAACAUAAGUGAUUCUAAAUGGCUACUAACAGCUUUGUUGUUUAUCAGGUUAACUUUCUUUGCAAAAAAACUAGAUAAUGAACUCUUACUAAAAAUUGCCUUCUGUCCCCUCUCCGUCAUCAUUUGACUCUUGCUCCAUUUUUUCUUCAUAACUAUUCCUCUUAGAUUUCACGUGCCCACCAGCAGAUUCACAUUCUAAGUCCACUUGGCAAUGUCCGUUUGUCUUCCUCCGGUGUCACAGCUCUUGUGAACCCCCACUGAGCAACUGCAGCCCUGCAGAGAUGACUCAGGGCCACUCCUUGCUGCUGUGGUAGGAACUGAAAGCAAUAGCAGUUUUAAGGUUCACAAGUUUUAUGUAAUAUCUGGGAAAUAAUGGUAACCGCAACAAAGGACGGACACUACAAGGCGAUUACUCACAGUCUUGCCUGUAUGGAAAGGAACUUUUCUAUCCCAUGUGCUGGAAGAUCCUCUCCCAGGUGUAUCUGGUACCCACUUUCUGAUUGAAGAACUUUCCUUCACUUCUACUGCAGCUCUAAUGGAUCCCCUUAGGUAGUUUUUCCAGCUAGCUAGUUGCACAGUGAGCCCCUGCUAGCAGCCUGCUGGAAAAGAGCUGCUGAGCUGGCAGGGCGGCACAGCUGAGUCAUCCGUAUGGUGGGUAGUGCUGUCCUGUGUACAGGCUGCUGUGACGCCAAUGAGGCACGGCAUCGUGGCACAGAGCUUUACUAGUUCCAGCUCUUCUGACUGCAUUGUGAACUCCUGUAUGUAUACCUUGCUGGAGCCAUGUAUCUUACUGUUUUUACCGUUUUGUACUCCUGUUGCUUGAAGUGUUUCACUUUGACGUGUUCAGUCUGAGAAAUUCUUCCAGGACAUGGGCCUGGGAAGUGAAUUUGCUUUCACUUAAUGUCUGUGGUAGGAUAUAGCCUCAUCCCAUCCCACUAGAACUUGAAUCCAGACUCUGCUGUUGUGAAAUUUGAUUAUACAUAUUUGAAUUGGAAGCUAAGCAUUUGCUUUUGAGCACAAACACAGCUUGUUUGCAAGCCUGCUCGAUAGAUAUCCUGUAUCAGGGCUGGAGAGAGAAGGUCCUAUGAUACUUUAUCCAGAGUGAUACUAAAAAUUAAAUGUCAGUGCAGGUAUUCUAACCCUGUGGGCUUUCGUCUUGAAUAUCAGUCCAGGUACUGGUUUCUCGAGGUUUCUUUUUGUGUCCUUUUAGAAAUACCUUAUUUCAGUUUUCCAGUAUCCCCCCCAGUAAAGUGCUCUUGCUGCAGACUUUACUGCGCAGCGUGUGGUAAUUUCUGAACUGAACAUUGCUGUGCACUGACAAAGGUGAUGGUAAUAGCCAUCCUUCAGAGGUGUGACUUGUGGGAUCUUACGCUGAGAAUAAUUUUGGUUUCCUUUUCUCUCUGCAUAGUUCUGCCUGCCUUGUCUCCAGCAGCCAUCUCAGGCUGUGAUAUUUACCAAGACAGUUCAAGUUACCUGACCUCUUGUUGAAUCUGUUCCCUUAAUCCUCUUGGUGUAUCCCAGUUAACUAGCGUAUGCAGUGUAAUGGCGUUACACCUUGUCUCAUCGUUAGAGCUCAUUGUACUCCAUUCUUCUUCCUGAUCUACAGGUAUUUUUGUCCUCCCAUGUUUUAAGCAUGAAUGUAAAAAUGUGGCAUCAAAAGAUGUUAAUACACUAUACUAGAGUAGUGGUGGAGUGCUGACCUGUGGCUAUAGGCAUUACAGUGAUCCCCUUGUUCCGGCUCCUUCUGUUCGCCUGCAGCCUUUCGCUUGGUCUGUCUUGGUGUAAGAAGUGUGUCCCUUAUCCAUUGCCAAAUACUUGCAUUGCCAAAGUGUGGUGCCAAAGUCCGGUGUUGCAGCUCUGUUUAUGAACUGCCACAUGUAGUGAAUUUGGACUCUGGGGGUGUAAUACUCAGAGGAGUGAGGAAAUUUACGGUCAGCAGGCAAUGUCUUUUAAGCUGAUACUGCUGCUCUUACUCUGGCAUUUGUGCAUCCUUUGCUGACCCUGCCCUCACCUUCACCAGCCCCUCACCUUGCAGUAGUAGUGCCAGGACCUUUGUUAGGAAUGCAAGAAAGGAAAUGUGCUGUUGUCAAAUGGGAUUUUUUUUUUUUUAUGCCUACAUUGAAAGUACCUUUUUGGGUGUAGAGAUCACUCCAGCAGUGAAUUUACACUGCCUGUGUUUAUGUUAUGCCACUGUGGUGUCUUGGCCAGCCCUGCUGCUAGCUGGGCAAGGGGAGAGGCGAGCCAGUGCCAGGGCAGGGUCCUGGGCUGCUUUGCAUCCUCAGGAAUAAAACAAGUUACCUGCGGAGAUGGGUGGAGGGGUGGGGAUACCUAGGGCUGGCUGGAAAUUGCGGGACAGAAGUGGUACUAAAGGCAACAUGCUUUAAAUAAGAGAAAUGCCCUUAAAUGUUUACAGUGUUUAUCAGUGAGCCUGGUUUGAGAGGUUACUUAAGCUUGUGUGUAAGUGCUGGGCUGAAUUGAGUCUGAAGUGUCUCUAUGAAGUAAGGAGCUAUUGUCAGGGCAAAAUGAUGACAGCUAAAAUGGUGUAAAAUGAAAAAAAAAACGUGCACAGAAGGACCUACUCCAUGAGCAUACAGAUGUGAAUGAGCUUAUUUUUAUUAUUUUAUUUUAAAUAAUGUCCAGCCAUGAAGAAAAUUAUUCCAUUGACUGAAAAAGGCCAGGAGAGUAUUAAUGACUAUUCUUCAAUGCACAGUUGUUAGAUGCUUAAGCAGGUGCUCUCCAGAAGUCCUUACAGGGUCUGUUGCUGACAUGUAGCAAUACCUGUUCAGAGCCAUGAGAGCAUUAGAAAUGGCUGGGGACCAGGAGAUAGUGUGUGGCACAUCAUGUAUUUCAGGCUUCACAAUCGUUUAAGCUUCUGCUUUCAUUUUAUGAAAUGUUUUUAUCUGUGAUCAGCUAGUGAUGUGUGGGGUUUUUUUCCUUGUUCUAAUGACUCAUUUCCAAAGAAAAGCAUUUGGCAGGGGAGUGACUCUGCUCGGCCAGGGGCCCUGCUCCACCCUGGCACGUACCAAACUGCACUUACAGCAGCGGGCUGCAGCUCUGGGCUGCCCUUGCAGAGCAGCACAUCCUCAUUUCUCAGCCCCUAACUGAUGCAGUUUCCCCACUUCACCAUCUCCUCUUCCAGCCAGGGUGCUGUGGCACAGCCAGCUUAGAGCCCCAGCCAAGUCCUGAGCCUGGUGUCCAGCUCAGCACCUGCCUGCUAUGAGAAGUAGUGGCACUAAAGAAAACCAGUAGCAGGGGCUUAAGUAACUCCUGUCUUUUCUAUAGCCUUUGCCUUCUGUGGCUUUUUACAGACAUUUGCAAGAGGAAAGGUAUUUGUUUCACUUACUUUACUUUAAAAAAAAAAAAAAAAAAAGGAGGGUGUUUGUUUGGGUGCCUGAAACAUGCUUUUUUUUUUU
Messenger RNA from Harpia harpyja (harpy eagle), 7282 nucleotides. It is a transcript of the gene RAB27B, whose product is annotated as RAB27B, member RAS oncogene family. The transcript is spliced from 6 exons. Gene Ontology annotation, cellular component: secretory granule; melanosome. Gene Ontology annotation, biological process: melanosome transport; positive regulation of exocytosis. The record is from RefSeq and is a predicted model, not a curated record. Lineage: Eukaryota; Metazoa; Chordata; Aves; Accipitriformes; Accipitridae. Bases 217 to 873 code for a protein of 218 amino acids. Gene Ontology annotation, molecular function: GTP binding; GTPase activity.